AUAUCGAUUGGUUUAAAAAGAACAAAAGUUUAAAUAAACUCUUUAAUUGUUGCUUCACGGACCAGGAUUCGGACCGAACCAUGCAACGAUCUCGCGCCAGCAGCACCAGCAGCGGCCGGCAGCCGGCAACGGCGACAACGCCGGCACAGCAGCGCCAGGUGCAGCCUUUGGAGGCGCCCAAGAUCAUCGUGAUCCAUCCGGGAUCACAGCAUUUACGCAUUGGCCGGGCGGCAGACCUAAAUCCUCUGACCCUGCUCCAUGCGGUGGCUUACCGGCGGCGACAGAAGGAAGGCGACUGGCCGCACCAUGAUCCCCUGCUGCCGCCGUUGGACAACAUCAAUCCCGCCCGGCUGCAGAUGGAGUUUGAGGAGCAGCGCCUGGCCGUGUCGCGCAUCCUGCAGCACUGCGUCGUGGACGAGAAGAACCGGCUGCGCGUGGCCACGCCUCCGCAGCAGCUGGCCCACUUCAAUAGGAGCAGUAUGGCUGAGAAGGUGCCGCCGCCGCAGCCCGAGGAGCAGCCGUGGCUGGACCGCGAGGCGCUGGCCCUGUUCGAUGACCAAAUCCUGCGGCUAAGCGCCUUCGAGGCUCGCGACUACGACAUCCACUUUCCCAUACAGAGGGGCGAGCUGAAUGUGCACAAGGAGAAGGGUGGAUCACUGCAGGCCAAUCUGCAGCAUAUGGAGCGCAUCUGGGCCUACGCCUUGGAGACCCGCCUGAAGAUACCGUUGCGCGACCUGGGCACCCACUGUGCCGUCCUCGUGGUCAACGAUGUCUAUGUGCGGCGGCAUCUGCGCGAGUUCAUGACCCUGCUGCUGCAGCGACUGGGCUUCCGGUGCUGCUUCCUCGUCCAGGACAGCGUGGCCUCCACCUAUGGCGCCGGCAUUGGCUACGGCUGUGUGGUGGAUAUCGGUGCCCAGAAGACCUCCAUUGCCUGCAUCGAGGAUGGGAUUUCGCAGAUGGAUGCCAGGGUGAGGCUAAACUACGGCGGCGGUGAUCUCAACCAGGUGCUGCUUAUGCUGCUGCGCAAGUGCGGCUUUCCCUACCGCGAAUGCAAUGUCCAGGACAGCUAUGUGGAUGCCCAUCUGCUGGACGAGCUGAAGGAGAAGUUUUGCCAUUUAAAUGCCAGUGUUUGUGGCGCCCAGGAGAAGCACUUUAAUUUGCGCAAGCAGAAUGGUCAGUGGCUAAGGUACACACUUCAAGUGGGUGACGAGGCCAUCAUGGCCCCUUUGGCCCUCUUCCACACCGAACUGCUGAACAUUACGGGCCGCACGAGAGCCGUGUGCACGCAGCAGGCGCCCCAAGAGCAGUACGACUGCGAGGACUGCUUCGAUGCCGAGUAUCUGAAGGAGACGGGCAGAAAGAACGGUGUCCGGGCGGGCGACACUAGUUUGCCGCUAGCUCUGGCUCCCAAUUCCUCUGUGCCGCGGCCUCCCCAGCUGCCCGUGACCGCCGACGAUGAAGAGCUAAUAGUUGUGGACCAAGAAGAAGGCAACUGCAACUCCCAGUCGCAGCCUCAGCAGCAGCAGCAACAGUCGUCGGCAGGCCAGAACAGGGACUGCUAUCACAACAAUCUGGGUCAGGUAUUGCCCCUGGAUCAGGCCAUUAUCCAAGCCAUCAACCGGCUGCCCAACUUUGAAACCAAACGCAAGAUGUUCAACUCCAUUCUGCUGGUGGGCAGCAGCGCCAAGUUGCCCGGACUGCCGGCCUGGCUGGAGCAUCGGAUUAGCCAGCAGAUGCUGCCCAGCGGCAUUGAGGUGAAUGUCUUUAUCAAGGGCAUGGACGCCGGCAUGGUGGCGUGGAAGGGAGCGGCCAUUAUGUCCGUGCUGGAGAGCGCCCGGGAGCUGUGGAUAUCGCAGCACGACUGGCAAAAAUAUGGACUGCGAAUACUCAGGGAGAGAUCGCCCUUUUUGUGGUGAGCAAGACACUCCCUCUCCUCCUCCUGCCAGCUAGGAUUUUCGAAUAAUUUUAGGGAAUUUGUAAAUUAGGCUGAAGAAGCGUAGAAAUCCAUAAAACUCCAAGUAUUUAUGUUUUUUUAAGGCACUUGUAUUUAAUCUUAGAAGCUUAUAUUUAUAUUUAAGGCAUUUAUAUUUAGAAUCCAGCGAUAAGCUUGAAAUAAAGGUAAAAAAAAUAACGAAAACAAAGAAAA
This is a messenger RNA of Drosophila kikkawai, 2146 nucleotides long. RefSeq names its product Actin-related protein 8 (gene Arp8). Gene Ontology annotation, cellular component: Ino80 complex. Lineage: Eukaryota; Metazoa; Arthropoda; Insecta; Diptera; Drosophilidae. Gene Ontology annotation, biological process: regulation of DNA-templated transcription; double-strand break repair. The record is from RefSeq and is a predicted model, not a curated record.